CUUUAGAAGGCUAAGUCAAAGGAUUAGCUGUAGGGUAUAGCGUAAUAAUACCAGUAACAACCCUAUAACAUGCCUAUAUGCCUAUACUAUGUAAGCCUGGUAACAGCAUUCGCAGAAAACGGAAAAAAGCACACGCCCCUUCAAGCUAUAUCCACCUUUCACCUUACAUAACCCGACCGUUAAUACUAAAUGCUAAUAUCAUCGCCAAUACCAACCUCGUCUUGUCUCUUCUCUCGUCGUCAUUGUCAAUUGCGUUUUGGUUUAACCACUAUUCUUCCAAUGUUCUCAUAAUCUAUUUCCUUUCGCUUCUCUCUUUAAUACCGUAUUUAUAUGUCUCUAUAUCGCCCCCCUCUUACGUCUUUGCUCGUACUACCUCUGUUACCUCUAUAUCCUCUGUAUGAUUGCGCUCGUCCUUAAUUCGCGAUGGAAGAUCUCUCAAGGGCUGAGUAUCCAGCUAUGCUGGCAAACCUCCAUCCUAACCAAGCAGUUCAUGCUCUUAACGACCGAGUCAAGCGCAUUUCCAAAGUCAACACCGAGAUCGCCGAUUGGUUACAGGAGCGUCGGAAAGUAGAGGAGCAAUAUGUCCAAGGUUUGAAGAGGUUAACCCAGUUUCGGGUCCCUAAUGCGCAGUCGGAACUUGGGACUUUCCAAGCACAAUGGGACAAGAUCAUCCAAUCCGCCGAUGCUCUUGCUAUGUCGCAUCACAUAUUCGCCACCAAGGUCGAGAAGGAUGUUGAGACACCCCUACGAAGCUUUCACCAGAAGAAAGAGAUGAUGAACCUUCAAACCAUCCAAGGAAACCUUCAGAAUAUGGCCAAGGAGCUAGAAGAUGCCCAAGAGCGGUCCGAUAAGCUAAGUAGGAAGGGCGGCAAAGCCAGCGCCCAGAAGGUAGAACUAGCAGCUGGGAAGCUCGAGUUUGCUACUCAACAAUGGGAAUCCCAGGCGCCAUUUGUUUUCGAAUCUCUGCAGGCCUUAGACGAAAGUCGAAUGAAUCAGUUGCGCGAUUGUCUUACCCAGUAUGGCACGUACGAAGGGGAGCAAGCGCAAAGUCACCAAGCCGAAGCUGAAACGGUACUGAAUAGCUUAUUGGACUAUAGCACUGCGACCGAGAUCCAAAACUUUGUGGCUAAGACGACGGUUGGUCGGCCGAAGAUCGAGAAGCGAACAACUACGGCACGGCAAUCAUCUAGCUUAAGUGGAGGCAAUUCCUCCCUGGCGCCUCCUAGCAUCCAUGCCCCAGCUGCUGACGAUCGUAGCGAACAUUCCGUCUUUAAGGAAGGACAGACGGAAAAUAAGCUGCGCAGUCGCAUCGGCACCAUGCUUGGUCGGAGACGACAAAGCAUACAUGGUGGUUUCGGACCGUUAUCGCCCGCUAAGGGCCCUUUUGGAAGGAACAUCAAAAGUAGUCACGGGGUAUCCCCCAGGGCAUCAUCCAGUAACCUUGGCGAUUCGACAAACAGGCUAGGGUCGCUCGUAGAAGACCCCCUUACGACUGAGACACCUUCCCGAACGUCCGAGACGAAGGAAAAGACCAGUCAUGAUGGCAUGAAUGGUUUAGGCCGUGACGGCUCUACCGAUGUGGCCCCAGCAGGAACAGCAACAUCGCAAGCGUCGCACAUAAAUGGCACGUCAAUCCCUUCUGAUAUCGCAGAUGUGCCCCCUCCGCCAGGGCCCCCGCCAUCUCAAAAAGAACCAGAAAAGGAUUCCGAGGGUUUCAGUGUGCCAGCUCCGUCUAACGAUCCUAUCUCCCAAGCAGAGAGGGAGGCAGCCGCACAAGAAGCUGAGCAGCUGUUCAAGCUCAAUAUCCAGAAAGAGCCCGUGGCUGAGGAGGAUCCGGAAGAAAAGAAAGCAGCGCUCUCAAAUGUCGCCAACAGCCUGUCAGCUAUGGGAAUACCAGCUCGGAAAGGGGGUACUAUCAGAGGCCGAAGGGAUGUACGCAAUACUAUUUACGUUCCUGCUCCCGUCUCUGAAGGGUCUGCAACUGAGUACCAACACCCUUUCCCUCCUUUACACGCCAUAUCGUCGAAACCUGCCGGGGUUGCUACCCUUGCCUCCGAAGCGAGCGUUGCAGGUACAUCGGAUACUCAAUCCGUCCGCUCUGGCAACUCAUUGAGUAGUACUAUUCACGUAAAGCACCCUGACAUGCAUGAGCCAGGCCUUAACUCUUCGGUCAUGGAGACGGUUUCGGCAACGUUCGAAAAUGGUGAAGUUCGGGGUGUGAAGAUUAAUGGCGAGAUUGCUUUCUCAUACAACGCCUCGGAUUUUUUUAAUUUGCCUAUUCAUUUACCUAUUCGAAUCAACAAUUUCGCUACGCUCGACGUUAUUGGUCCUAAUCGUAUAUUUGUCACGAAUGAUACCCCUGAACACCCGGAGCAGUUCACCUUGGAUCUCUCACAUCUUCACAAAACUUCCAUUGGCUUCUCCUAUAGGCUUCACGUAGAUCCAGACGCUACUGCUACAGAACAUGUACCGGUUCUCGUUCACCCUGUAUGGAAGCCGCAGGGAGAUAAAUUAGGACUAUUGCUUCAGUAUAAACUCAACCCGGCUUUCAAACUCGCUGAUGGCGGUUCCAGCGUGCAGGUGCAUAACCUAGUCCUUUUUGCUACAUACGAGGGUAAGGCAUCAGGCGCUCAGACUAAGCCAUCUGGGACACACCUCAAGGAUAAACACCUUGUAUACUGGCGUCUCGGCGAUGUCACUCUGUCUCCCGAUGCAGACUGGCAGAAGAUCGUAUGCAGGAUAAUAGGCGACCAGGGCGUAGAGCCUAAGCCAGGCGCAAUUGAGGCACGGUGGGAGGUCAACCUACCAUCGAGUUUCGUCGAGAGUGCAAGUGCUAUAUCAGUGUCAAAGUUCGAAGAGGGCAAGAGCAAGGAGGUAGAGCUCACCGAAGACGACCCGUUCGCGGACGACACCGCCGCCGUAGAGGAAGGCAAGUGGGUUGACGUGCCUACAGUCAGGAAGUUGGUGAGCGGAAAGUACGAGGCGAGGUAAAUGGAAAUAAAUAAAAGAGAGGUGUGAGGAUACAGAUUCGAAAGAACAGUAGGGAAAUUUUCUGUCUGGACGACGAUGAUGCUCUUUUGUAAAUCAGAUUAGCGGGUUGUCAAAAUUGAAGGUUCCAUUUGUGCAUAUAUGUUUCUAUUAUCUCUCAUUACUCAACAUUUCAGCUUUGUGGAUAUCUUAAAAGGACUUGAUAUCAACCUGUCAUAGGUGAAAUACCUACAGAAGUAUUCUAAUUCAUGGCCAGUUAUAAAAUAUUUUUAUAGUA
Messenger RNA from Daldinia decipiens, 3265 nucleotides. RefSeq names its product Muniscin C-terminal mu homology domain-containing protein. The record is from RefSeq and is a predicted model, not a curated record. NCBI's taxonomy places the organism in Eukaryota, Fungi, Ascomycota, Sordariomycetes, Xylariales, Hypoxylaceae. Gene Ontology annotation, cellular component: cell division site; endocytic vesicle; cytoplasm. Gene Ontology annotation, biological process: septin cytoskeleton organization. Bases 424 to 2991 code for a protein of 855 amino acids. The transcript is spliced from 5 exons.